CCAAACUACGCGAGUCGUCCUCUGUCACCCCCCACUUCGCGUUACCUGCAUCGCCUCCGGGUUGCCAGUGGCUUGUCAAAAAAAUGUCGAAAGCAUCGCAGCCGGAACUCAAGAAGUUCAUGGACAAGAAGCUGUUUGUGCACCUGCAGGGAGGCCGCAAGGUCAGCGGAGUGCUCCGCGGUUAUGAUCUCUUUCUGAACCUCGUCCUCGAUGACGCGCUGGAGGAGACGACUCCAGCCCAAAAGCACCCAAUCGGCACCGUUGUCAUUCGUGGCAACAGCGUAACAUCUAUGGAAACUUUGGAAGCUACUCGGUGA
Messenger RNA from Phanerochaete carnosa HHB-10118-sp, 317 nucleotides. RefSeq lists its product as uncharacterized. Bases 84 to 317 code for a protein of 77 amino acids. Gene Ontology annotation, cellular component: U4 snRNP; catalytic step 2 spliceosome; spliceosomal tri-snRNP complex. The transcript is spliced from 3 exons. Gene Ontology annotation, biological process: spliceosomal snRNP assembly; mRNA splicing, via spliceosome. Lineage: Eukaryota; Fungi; Basidiomycota; Agaricomycetes; Polyporales; Phanerochaetaceae. The record is from RefSeq and is a predicted model, not a curated record. Gene Ontology annotation, molecular function: RNA binding.